AAAUAUAUAAAUAUAUAUAUAUAUAUACAAAAAAAUAUAAAACAGAUGAACGUUUCCAAGGCAGCGACAGUUCGAAUCGAUGAGAAACAGAUUGCGCCUAAAUGUCUUCCGGAAUUAAUUGUCGUGAAAUUUUCGUAUUUUUGGAAAUUUUGAUUUGGAAUCAAGCAAAACAGAGAAAUCGACAAAACAAUGAGCAUAGCAACAACACCAAUAACAACAACAACAGUAAGGAAACAACAACAAAAACACCAACAAGCAGCAGCAACAAGCAACACAAUAAAAAUCACAGCAACCGAAGAAGCAGCAAUAAUAACGCAGUGAAAGUGAUAAAACAUCAGCAGCAGCAGCAGCAACAACAAUUGCCCAAAGCAACCAAAACCAACAACAACAACAACAACAAAAAUUCAAACACCAACAACUACAAUAGCAAUAACAACAAUAAUAACAACAACAGCAACAACAAUCUGCACAUAUUGCAAAAGGGUUGAGUUGCUUGAUUGUAAAUUUAGAUAUUAUUAUCAAACACACAUAGAAAAUUGCUUUAAAUAACUCGUAACAAAAAUAAUAAAAAACAAAAAACAAUUAAUAAUAAUAUACAUACGCGAACAAGUGUCUUAUUAAAGGAUAUAAAUAAUUAAGCAGCAGCAACAAUAUAAAAACAUCAGAUCCAACAACAUCAACAAUUUAGUACCUACAGGCCUGAC
This is a messenger RNA of Drosophila serrata, 704 nucleotides long. RefSeq lists its product as uncharacterized. Lineage: Eukaryota; Metazoa; Arthropoda; Insecta; Diptera; Drosophilidae. The record is from RefSeq and is a predicted model, not a curated record.